AACGCUAUGAAUGUAAACAAUUAUUUCUCUCUUCUCUUCGUGGUCGGGAUCUGCCUGUGUUCUUGGCACUUUUUAAACUCUUUACCCUGUAUUAUGAACAGGGGAUAGCGUGCUUACCAGAAAUAAGAAUCGCAAUGUGACCCUUCAGGAAUAUAAUGUUCUGCAGGAAAGAGGAGCCUUUCAGUCUCCAUGGGAUUUCGUGACAUCCACAGUGAGCGGCAGAGGGCAGAUAGAACAACUGUUGCUGAAAGAAGAUUCUGCACUGGUAGAAUAUCAAGCCAUCUUCAAGAAUGGAUUCUGCAAAUGCUGAAGUAAAACUGGAGGUCAAAGAAGAACCAGAAUAUGUAUAUGUGGAUGAAACGAUUUGUUUGGUGAAACUAGAGGAAAAGGAAUAUCAUACGACUGUACUCAAGCAAGAAGGAGAGAGAAUUGUGGCAGAUGUUGGACUUUGCGACAAUCCCCAGAAGUCAUUGCGUGGCGCAGGUCAGCGAAAACAAAUCUUCAAAGUGCAGAAGUCUGAUCAGCCCCUUGUGGGAACAAAGAGAAAGAUCCUACCAAGGCCACAAAUACAAAUUCAGAAUUUGAAUUUUAGGGCAAAUCCUCUCCCUGUCACACAAGUUCAGGUUGUUGCUCAGCAUCAAGCACAAAAGGCAGAACCAAAGAAGCAACAUGGUUUGACUGUCAAAAAUAUGUCACCAUUGAAAUCGCAGUCAAGCACUUCCAGGGGACGAAAAAUACUACCACGACCUCUUUUCCCCAAGAAUAUAGGACAGUUGCAGCCUAACAAGACAAAUAUUCAACAUUCAAUUUCACUGAAUAAGCCACAGUCCAUUGCUUCAGGUAACACUUGCAAUGUGUUGGCUGUGAAUCCCACUACUGUAAAUGUUUCUCAUACAUUACCCAUGCAGAGUCCUGCCCAUGUGCCAACUCAAGUAAAGAGUCAAGCAGCAGUACCAGAAUUCACUUCAACUUGUGCUUCAAAUAUGCAGACAGUACUUCCUGUGAAGCCAACCAAAAAUGGAUGCAUGCAACUGAAAAAGGCUCUUGCACCUGGAAGAAAACUUUUGCCACGACCUCAGCAGACUCCCUGUAAUCAAGGAGCAUAUAUCUCUUCACAGCAGAUGCAGUCAGUGUCUGCUCUUCAGCAAGUACAGUCUAUUAAUCCUGUUUCAACAUCACAAAAUAUUACAAAUCAACAGUUUCAGAACAUAAAUUCAGCCAGCAUUCAGCAAAGUCCAACAUCACUUCAGUCUCUUCAGGGCAUUCCACCCGUCAAUGUUCAGCCCACUCUUCCAGUUCAGCAGUUACAGAACAUUCCAACUGUAAGUUCACAGCAGGCUUUGCCUUUGCAGCAGCUGCCAAAUGUAACUUUUGAAAAUGCAACCAAGUCUGUACCAAUACAACAUUUACAGAGCAUUCCGGCUGUAAGUAUUCAUCAGUCUUUGCCCUUGCAGUCUCUCCAGGAAGUUGUGACAACUAAUUCACUUCAACCAUUACAAGCUUUGCCUUCAGCAAGUGCUCAUCAUUCUAUGCCACUUCAGCCUCUACCAAACAUAUCCUCAAAUUUAAUGCCAUCACUUCCAAAACUUGCACCUGCAAACAUGCAAACAUCUAUAUCAGUUAAACCUAUCCCCACUGCAGCUGUACAGCAGCAACUCUCUGUACAGUCUCUUCAAGCCAUUAGUCCUGGAAGUGCAGGAAAAGAUAUGCCAGUACAGUAUGUUGGCAGUGCACAUCCUUGUACACGAUCGGCUGUGCCUCAUCAGGAAUUGAGAAAUAUCACAACAAUCACUACACAAGCAGUGCCUGUUCAGGGACAGUGUAUUCUUUCUGCUUCAAAGCAGCACAAUAUUCCAAUACAGACAGUACAUCCUGUCAGUAAAAUUAACACAUGCUCUUCACUUCCUGUACAACUCCAGUCUAGUCAGCAGCAGCUGCCCCUUCAACAAAUUCAGCCAAAUCCAAAUGCAGUUCCCCAACAAUCAGUACCUAUUCAACAACUUUCUUCAAAUGUCCACAGCAGUGGGAAGAGGAAUUUGAACUUCCAGCAGAUUCAGUCAGUGACACAGUCAAAAGAAACCAAGAUUUCACUACAGCCAGUUUGUCCUGUGACAUCGUCAGGAACACAUCUUGUUCAGCUGCAUCAUGUUACCCCAGAUGCCAUUCAGCAAAUAAAGACUGUCAGUACCUCUGUGUCAAACAAUUUGAUGUCUUCUCAGAAAUUUCAGCCUGUUGCCCCCAAACUUAGGCCUGAUGAAACUGCAACUAAUAUAUCAUCAACUCAGGGUCUCUCACUUCAAAUGAAAUCAGUGACUCAGGUUGGUUCAAAUUUGAAGUUGCCAUUACCAGCAAUCAACAAAGGAAUACCAAAUAAUACUUCUCAUCAGGUUGUUCAUAAAAGAAGAUAUCUCACAAGAAGGAGCAAAGCUGUCUGCUGUACAAAGCCAAAACGAAAAAUUCUACCUCGUCCUAUUUUGCCAACAGCAAAUGAUAGUACACCAUUGCAUCAAGCAGCAACCUUGGUCCCUACUAAGAUAAUGACUCAGGAAGUUAUGAAGUCUGCUGCUAUUGAAAAAAGUGUAACUGUUUUUGUGCCACACGUAGGCUCAGCCACUUCUAAUAUGACACAGGAGUGUAUUCCAGUACCUCAAGCUACCACAAUUGAUUCACCAAAGAAACUUUCUUCCUCACAGCAGGAACAUGCUGCCUUCAGUUAUGACAACUGUGUAUCAUUACCUGAACAGCAGAAACUUUUUGUAAAAAACAGUGUUGAGAAUGCUGUUCCAUGUCACAUAUUAAAGUCAGAUGGCUCAACAGAUAACCUUAUAACUUCAUGUGAUGCAGAUUCACAUAUUGCUCUCUCUUUUGAAGCAAAUGAAAAAACAAACUUUGACUUCUUAGAAUCGUUGGAGCAAAAUCAAGAAGUCUACAGAAAGAUUAACAGCAAUGCCUUGCCUACAAAAGUAAGUUCUGAUUUAGUAAACACUAGUCCAAAUCUGGUUGGAAGUGUUAGGUCUCAGACUGCUCAUGUGUAUGGUCUAACUUUUAAAGACUUGUGUGAUGAUUUAAGUAUGAGCACUGGAGAAAUAACAGGUCUUCAGGGGAAUAGCUAUUCAUCAUUAAAGUCAGUAGAUACAUCUGCACAUGAGCAAGAAAAAGUAGCUGCUUCAACAAAAAGUCUAGAUAUGAUACAAGAGGGUUGGAAAGAUCCUAAUAUGGAUGAAAAUUCCAUAAGACUGUUUGAAUUACAAUAUUCCAAUGAUGAAAGCAUAAAAGAGACUGAUAUCACUUCCCAUGACAGUGACCCUGUUGCUGAAAGUAACUUCUUACCAGAAAAUACUAGUGAUCUGUCCCAGAAGAACGACAUUAUUUACCAUCAGGAAGAUUCUUUAAGAAUAUCUAAGAAUGAGGAAAUUGCUGAAGAAACACAGCUUCUCAAUGUAUCAAAUCUUACAGAUGUUAGUGCUGUUAAUGACCCAUUGAAGCAAGUAACUUAUAUGAUGGUGAAUGAUGGUGUUCCAGGUACUCAGUUGUUACAGUAUUCAGAAGAUUCCUCUACUAAGGAUGCUAGCAUAAUGGAUGAUUCCCAAGAUAACAUUAAUGAUGCUUCUGAUGGGGAAUUACUUAUUCAGUACCAGCCAGUGUCCACAUCGUGCACAAGCAGUGAACAGUCACAUAUAAAUGAAGUACAUGAUAAUAGUAUUAUUUAUCAAAAGCCCCAAGUGCAAGGUACCGCUAGUAACUCGCUUUUCCAAGAGCCAUCUUCCAACACCAUCUCAGAGGGUAUACAAAGUGCAGUAUUAGUUGCUGAACUUUCCCAAAGAAGCGAUAGUGUGUGCCAAAAGAAAAUUUCAACAGAUGAAGACCAGACGGGCAGCCAGCAGCUCAACAAAGAGCAAGCAGAGCCAUUGGAAAACCACCGCCAAACAGAACAGGAGGGGAGGAAGCAGAUGUGGGCAGCAAAAGGCCUAAGAGGGUUAAAAAGGAAAUGGAACAAAUGCUCCAAUGGCCAUUUUUCUCAGGGAGUAGUUCCUGACUAUUAUAAGAAGAAUUUUAGGUCCUUCCACACAUUUCAGCUGCAAAAGCGAAGAGUGCUAGAAAUGAGCUGUUUGAGGCAAAAGAUAGUGAGUCAGGGAAUCAGAAUCAGAUGCCUGGAGCAGGAACUUCAAGAAGAAAGGAAGAAGAAUGAGUUAUUAAGAAGAAAGUUACUCAAGACGAUCGGCGGCAAAAAGACCGAAAAGAAAGGGGAAGAUCACUCUCUCGCUGGAGGGAAAUGCCAGCCUCAGGUGCAGGAAUCUGCAGAAGGAGGAACACUACAGAAGGCAGAAGAAUGUAAGACAGAAGAGGAAAAAGACUCCGGCCAGCAGUGCGAGGUGCCGUCAAACUCGGCCAGUCAAGAUGGUCUGUCAGGGAUGAUUCACAACUUCAUGGUGCGGGAUGACGUGUCGCAGCCGUGCCGCGAAGAAGGCGAGAAGGGCUUCCUGCGGGCCCGCCUCCACUUCCUCCAGGUGCUCCACAAACGUUUCCUGGCCGACUGCUGCAGGGCAUGCACUUUUGAAACAUUUGCCAAGAACAUUCCUGAAAAUGUUGUAAAGUUGAAAGCAGAUGAAAUGAGUGUAUGUGUGUGCAUGACUUGCCAAAAUCCAGAAUUGAAGAUUGAAAGCUUGAUCAAAAGACGGUUUCUUGCUAUCGAUACAGACAUCGAGAAGAUAGUUUCUAAUGAUGAGGCCUGGGACACUUUCAUGGCGACAGUGGGGGUGCUUAGGGCCCGCCGGGCACUGCUGACCUACAACUCUUGGUUCGUGAAUACCUGUGACAAUGUGCACAAAGAGAAAAGGACUGUCACGAGUUCCCUGGCAGAAGUGAUUGACCUGCUAGAGAGCGAGUUGCACGCCCUGAAGAUUCACCUUAACCGCACCUGCCAGACGUAUGAAGAAGUGUUUAAGGCAAAGUGCGAAGCGAAUGCCUCUCCGCAUCAUGCAGUUGUACAAAGCAGCUGGGCACCUCUGAUUCUGUUCCAUCCCGUCGGUCCGGGCGGGCCGGCGGAGCCCCAAGGUGCGGUGAACGUACAGUGCGGGUAUGUCUGGUCCAAGGAGGAAACCACAGGUUUUGCCGCCAUGUCCGACGCCAGAGAUCGAACAGCGGCCGCCGUGUGCGCGAGCCUCGAGAAAGUAUUGGAGAAAAUUAUCAAACAAGAGAUAAGGACCAUUACCUUCAUCACUGACCCUCAGACCCACACCUCCUGUGUGCGCGAAUAUACCCGCAGGUGUGAAAUUCAAACCGAGUGGAUCUUCCUCGACCCAGAGCACGGUUGCAGCAACGCAGAAACUGUCGGGCAUUCCAUCACGAAGCUCCUGUGCGACAGCAUCAACAGCAGUCCAGUGGGAGGGCUUCGCAGCGCCCGGCACGUGUUCGACCUCGUAAGUGUGCGCUCCAGCAGCCUUAUGCACCUGUAUGGCGAAGGGGACGUCCGGCGUCUCAGGGAGCUUUUGGGCGCGAACGCGAACGAGCUUCGUGAAGAAGACGCGCAAGCUGCAGUUACUUCGGACGGAAAUUGAAGAUACUCAGAUUUUUAUUUUAUUAUUAUCUUCAUGUGUAAAAUAAUACUAACAGAACCAAAGAUAGUUAUAGAUAGCUAUAGAAUGGCACACACACUGAGUGAUGCAAUGCUGGUAGGAAUUAGCCGGUGAUGACAUUCGCCCAACAAGAAACGCCACAGAAACCUUCACCUGAGGCGGCAGAUGAGAAUGAAAACUCACGCCGGAAAAAUGCGGUAACGAAUCGAUAUCAAUACGGCACACCCACUUCGAUUCAGGGACUCGGUAAAAUUGAAUUUGCUACAAAAGAUUUUAUUACAUAUAUAUGUAGCAUACAAAUUUCAAUUAUAUCGAUUAUUGAUAUUCAUCCUAUCCUUGAGAUAUCACGGAGAGUGCAGUGUGUUUACAGGAAAAUAUUACAUCUUGUUUCCAUUGUAAGUAAACGCGCGCGUGUGCACACACACUCACAUACACACACACACUCACACACUCACUCACUCACUCACUCACUCACUCACUCACUCACUCACUCACUCACUCACUCACUCACUCACUCACUCACUCACUCACUCUCUCUCUCUCUCUCUCUCUCUCUCUCUCUCUUUCUCUUUCUCUCGCUGUCUUAGUGUGUAUAUAUGAAGUGAAUAUAAUAUUUUAUAGUUCUGAAUAUUAUGUUUAAUAGCUUUUGAAACGGCGUUGAGUGUAAACAUUCUUAGGUGGUUGUGUGAGGAGCACAUUUAUACUUGUCAAGUCCUCUCUUGUACAUAUUAAUCUUCUGUACAAAAAAUAGUUUCUGUUACCUGAUUUUAAUAAAUGACCUUAGCAUGUUAUGAUGUUUAGCAAAGUUAAUAAAAGAAGUUUGUAUUGUAUGGGUGCAUUUUAGCAGAAAUAACAUGAUGGUAUAAGGAGGAAUGGAUAAAAGUUCUAGUCCUGCUUUUGGAAGUAUUAUCGUCGGCAAAAUGAGGUAGUUGAGUUCUGUGAUAACUUUAUUGCUCUUACAGACAUCGUAGUACCUAUAAAAGGCAUCUAUUUUUGUAAAGAAUGUUGUAAUUACAUAUAUGUGACUAAU
Penaeus monodon (black tiger shrimp) is the source of this 6606-nucleotide messenger RNA. RefSeq lists its product as uncharacterized. The coding region runs from base 291 to 5558 and encodes 1755 amino acids. The transcript is spliced from 6 exons. Lineage: Eukaryota; Metazoa; Arthropoda; Malacostraca; Decapoda; Penaeidae. The record is from RefSeq and is a predicted model, not a curated record.